Messenger RNA from Plectropomus leopardus (leopard coralgrouper), 1851 nucleotides. It is a transcript of the gene cln6a, whose product is annotated as CLN6 transmembrane ER protein a. NCBI's taxonomy places the organism in Eukaryota, Metazoa, Chordata, Actinopteri, Perciformes, Serranidae. Gene Ontology annotation, cellular component: endoplasmic reticulum; membrane. Gene Ontology annotation, biological process: lysosome organization. The record is from RefSeq and is a predicted model, not a curated record.
AGCAGGAAGUGAAGAUUUUGACAGAAAGAGGUUUACAGCAGUUUAAUAACAUUAAACUUGACAUCUUUUGAACCACGGGACUGUCAGGGAGUACCGUUAACGUUAGCAAGACCGACGGUAGCUAACGCGGAACCGAAAAUGCAGUCUGUGCGAAAACGAAGAGGCAACGAUUUAAACACAACAGAAACUAGCACUCCUGGUUGUUUGAAGGAAAAUGUGUCACAGCAGAAAAGGCAUCACUUCCACUCUGACCUGUGGUUCUGUCUGACGCUGCAGAACUGGAUACUGGACUUUGGAAGGCCUAUUGCAAUGAUCAUCCUCCCUCUGGAGUGGUUUCCCCUGAACAAACCCAGUGCUGGAGAUUAUUUCCACAUGGCCUACAAUGUCAUAACACCAUUCCUGCUGCUCAAGCUGAUCGAGCGCAGUCCCAGAGCGCUGCCUCGCUCAGCGGUCUACCUCUGUAUCAUCACUUUUGUCAUGGGAGCCAGCAUCCACCUGGUGGGGGACUCCAUCAACCACCGGCUCAUCCUGAGCGGCUACCAGCUCCACCUGUCAGUCAGAGAGAACCCCAUCAUCAGAGACCUCAAACCUGCCUCACUGAUUGACUCCUUUGAGCUGCUGUAUUAUUAUGAUGAACAGCUGGGGCACUUAAUGUGGUACAUUCCUUUCUUCAUCAUCUUGUUCAUCUAUUUCACUGGCUGCUUCACCAAGGCCAAAGAACAGAAGCGGAUCCCCGUCCCUGGUUGGCUGUUGCUGGGGCCCAGCGCCCUCUACUAUUGGUACUUGGUCACUGAAGGACAAAUCACUGAACUUUUCCUCCUCACUUUCCUCGCCAUGGUUGUCAUGGUGAUCUAUCAACAGCGUAAAGGCCUCAGCCCGGACAGUAACGGCCUCUUCCUGUUCUGUAGUUUCAGUGUUACUGUGCUGCUGGUGGCACUGUGGGUGGGCUAUCUGUGGAACGACCCAGUGCUGCGCAAAAAGUACCCCGGACUCAUGUAUGUGCCGGAGCCCUGGUCUUACUACACGUUACACAUCAAGAACAGCCACUGAGUGACAUCCGUCCUGCUCUGUGCACCUCUGUGUUUGGAGUGGAGGCUUUGAAAUCACAGAAAGCCGAUGUUUCUGUGACCUGACUGACGCAAAUCCUUUCUCUCUUCAGCAGGUUUUCUGUGACAGAGGCCUCAGUAAUAUUCCACAAUUACCCCAAAUAUGACAGUAAUCUGAAUUUGACACAGGUCACGUUAACCGGAGUUCCUACAGUUUAAGGCAAGUUGGAUUUAAGGCUUUUUUAAAGCCACUUGGAGGUCACUUCAAGACCAAUUUUCUAAUAACCAAAACCUAAGGACAAUUUUAUUUCCACUGCUUAGAUUCCCAUUAAGAUGAGUUUAAGAAAAGAAACGUAUUAUAUUAUUUAACCAAAAAAAAAAAAGUAAAAGAUUUUACCAGUUAUUUUGAGAUUUUAAAAUGCAACGUUAGAGAGAAAGAUUAAGUAAAUCUGACUCCCCUUGUCUGAGCAUUUUUAAGACCUUUGUAAGAUCCGCGGGAAUUCUGGUGUUAACAGGAUAAUCUUUUGGAUUUCCCUCAUUAAUUUUGUAAUAAUUAUUUACCUUUAUUGGCCCUAAUGGCAACUAUCAGUUUUGUUUAGUUGAAGGCGUAAAACUAUUAACCUGCUAAAGGCAAAAGUGAGCUGCUGUCCUCUCAUGUCCCAACUCAUGUUACUCAGAAACCAAAAUAAUACAAACCUGCCACAGGUUUGCUGUAACACAGUUAGUUUGUGAUAAAUAUAAAAAAUAAGAAAACAGGAACAACAAAUUUGUAAGGAAUUAGUAAAAAAGUUACAAGAACAUGAAA